UUGUGGGUAAAGCUGUACAAACUCUGCAGAUUUCUAAAAACUAAUCGAUUAGCCGUUGUCACGGUCAUGAGCGACAUGAUGUGCCUCCACAUCGCCAUGGCUCAUCCGCCGCCAUCGCGUCGUUCACCACCGGUGGCGACGGCCUCCCCUCCCCCUCUCCACCGCCGACCUCCAGAGGCGGUCUACGAGGUGCUCUUUGCAUGGGCACGGCGGAGAUGGCUCCCUCCUCCCUCUUGGCGCUGCUGGUGGUGCGGGUGCGGGUGGCGACGGCUAGCGCGGGCGCGGUGACGGUGGGCGGGUGGAGAGGGCCUCCUCCGACGGCGACCGCAAGCCGGCCUCCGCGGGCUCCCCGCCUCCUAGCGCCGCCGCCGCCGCUUGCAGGGCACAAGAUCCAGAUCAAGAGCGCCAACAUGAAGGAGGAGAUGCGCCAGGAGGCCUUCGACAUCGACCGCGUCGCGUUCGAGAAGCACACCAUGGAGAAGGACAUCGUGGAGUACAUUAAGGAGUUCGACAAGAACCACGGCCCUACCUGGCACUGCAUUGUCGGCCACAACUUCGGCUGCAGGGCCAUGGAUAUCAGGCCUCCAGGACCUGGUGAACAAAGAGAUUGGCUCUAGGAGCAAAAAGGCCUGCAAAUACUUAGUCUCCCUCUCCCACCGUACAAGCUGAAAGGUCUGUUUCUUGGCAAAAGAUAUGCAAGAAGUAAAUGAGAAGAAGAGGCAACAACCUUGUCCUCCCACCAGUAGAUGAAUUUGGCUGGAUUUGGCUGUUAACUGGGUUGUAAAUUUUGUGUUGUAUUGGAUGUUUGUUGGGUUGUGUUGGAUGCUAAUUGGGCUGUAACAUUUGUGCUAUAUGGGUUGUUAUUGUGUUUGAUUGUUGGGCCUAUAUGGGCUUAGCCCACUUAUUAAUUGAUACUAAUAUAAAUGAAUAUAAUAUGACGGGCUGAAAAUGGUGUUGUAUAA
Messenger RNA from Oryza sativa Japonica Group (Japanese rice), 962 nucleotides. RefSeq lists its product as uncharacterized. Gene Ontology annotation, cellular component: cytoplasmic dynein complex. The record is from RefSeq and is a predicted model, not a curated record. Lineage: Eukaryota; Viridiplantae; Streptophyta; Magnoliopsida; Poales; Poaceae. Gene Ontology annotation, biological process: microtubule-based process. Gene Ontology annotation, molecular function: dynein intermediate chain binding.